Molecule: messenger RNA, 1644 nt
Organism: Euleptes europaea (tarantolino)
Lineage: Eukaryota; Metazoa; Chordata; Lepidosauria; Squamata; Sphaerodactylidae
Product: arrestin domain-containing protein 3-like
Biological process (GO): protein transport
Cellular component (GO): cytoplasm
Source: RefSeq, a predicted model, not a curated record
AUGGUCACGGUGCAGAGAAACAAAGCCUCCGUUUCAGAGCAGGUUUUCUGGGUGAUGCAGAGCCCCCCCCCUUCCCCGCCCCCUUCCCCGCCCCCUUCCCCUCCGCUCCUGCUCCAACUAGGCGGCGAUGCUUUGGGGGCGUCCCUGCGCAUCAGCUGUUUGGCGCUCUGGCUGCGGGCAGCCGGUGCUCGUUUGCCAGCUGAGAGGCGCGGCUCUCCUUUCCAAGCUGCUUGGCUGUUGGCUCUCGGGGUUGUGAACACGCCUUCCUCGACGAGAGGGCGGCUUUUCCUCCCCGCCGAGAGUCAAGGCAGGAAGCGCAGCCUGAAAGGGCGCGGCUCCGUUACACCGACUGCACAGAGAGGCCAGAGCCACGCAGGCGCGCUGGGGGUCUUUCUUCCCCCGUACAGCUCCUCCGAAAGCGAGCGGGCAGCGGGCAGCGGGCGAGCCGCCUUCGCCUCCGCCUUCCUGCAGAGACCGCGGAGGGGCAGCGAGCGGCGUUCGGCGCGGCUUUUGCUUCAGGCAUCCCCAGGACGGUCUGGUCCAGCACACGAUGGUGCUGCCUGGAAGUCUGUGUCGCAGGGCAGGGACACGGAUCGGUCAGUUAACAUGGGGAAGGUGAAGAGUUUGACAAUAAGCUUGGACUAUCUUAAUGACAGCAGUGUCUAUUCGAGGGGGGACACAGUCUCCGGAAGGGUGCAUUUGGAAGUUACCGAAGAAAUUACAGUCACAUCGCUUAAAAUACACGCAAAAGGACUUGCAAAUGUACGCUGGACUGAAUCGAGAAGUGGCGACACUUCCGACGAUAGUUACUGGGCAACUGAAAAAUAUUUCAAGCAUAAGGAUAUCUUGUUUGGGCAGGAAAGAGGUAAGGCUGACUUUGAAGAAGGUGACCACAUCAUUCAUUCAGGAUGGCAUGAAUAUGCAUUCAGCUUUCAGCUUCCACAGGUAUCACUCCCUACCUCAUUUGAAGGCAUUCAUGGCAGUGUGCGUUAUUGGGUGGAAGCAAAAUUGCACAGGUCUUGGCAUCUACCAGUAAAAUCAAAGAAGGAAUUUACGGUUGUUGAACAUAUAGAUAUCAACACUCCUUCAUUACUGUCACCCCAAGUAGGAACAAAAGAAAAGACCGUGUGCUGCGGGUUUUGUGCCUCAGGCCCAAUAUCCUUAAGUGCCAAAAUCGAAAGGCAGGGCUAUACCCCAGGUGAAUCAAUUCAGAUCUUUGCGGAGUUUGAGAACUACUCUUCCCGAAUGGUGGUACCAAAGGCUGCCAUUUAUCAAAUGCAGACAUACCAUGCCAAUGGAAGAACGAAGAAAGAAAAUAAACUUGUGGCCAUGCUGCAAGGAGAGUCCCUGUCACCAGGGAAGACAGAAACCUGGAAUGGCCAACAGCUGAAAAUUCCACCUGUUUCCCCAUCAAUCCUUGAUUGUAAAAUAAUUCGUGUGGAAUAUAAUCUAAUGGUAUAUGUUGCUAUUCCAGGUGCAAUAAAUUUGUCCCUUAAUUUACCACUUGUCAUUGGUACCAUACCAUUACAUCCAUUUGGCAGCAAAACAUUAAGUAUGACCAGCCGAUGUAGCAUGAAUUUGCAGUUGUUUUUGGAGCUAGCAAAAACAAGAAUGCUGGAUUUAUUAUGCUUCCAGAAUGUUUGA